AUGGGGUCACUCCGCAGAUUAAUAACUCGCUUGUCGCGAGAAAGAGAAUAUUCUGACAUGUAUCGUGCAUUCAUGGCAGAAUACAUUCAGCUAGGACACAUGGUACGAGUACCAGUCAACGAAUUGCCCGCAAACGCUUAUUUCUUGCCUCACCAUGGGGUAUUGAAGCUUGAUAGUGCCACUACGAAGCUCCGCACAGUGUUCAAUGGUUCCUGUGCAACAUCUACAGGAAUUUCAUUGAACGACAUUCUCCACGCAGGACCCAAAACGCAAAUUGACAUUUUUGAUGUGAUGUUGAGAAUCCGUUGCAGCAGGAUUCUAUUCGCUACUGACAUCACCAAGAUGUUCAGACAGAUUGAGGUCGACUCGCUUGAUUGGCCGCUUCAGUGCAUUCUCUGGAUAGAUGAGAAUGACUUAAUAGACGCUUACUGUCUCAAGACAGUCACAUACGGAACCGCUAGUGCACCUUUUGACGCUGUACGUGUGCUUAUCCAACUAGUAAAGGAUGAAGGACACCGCUUUCCGCUAGCUGUUGCUCCAAUGUUGAAAACACGCUACGUAGAUGACAUCUACGGUGGAGCGGACAACGAAGAAGACGGGGUCAAGGCUGCAGUACAAACAAAGCUCUGUGUGCAGCAGGCUGCUUCCCGCUUGCCAAAUGGGCUAGCAAUAGCCCACGGUUACUCGCUGAAGUCGCUCCAGAAAAGCAGCUGGAUACACCGCUUAAGGAAAUCAGUGAUGCACCAGUAA
This is a messenger RNA of Cotesia glomerata, 750 nucleotides long. RefSeq lists its product as uncharacterized. The record is from RefSeq and is a predicted model, not a curated record. The coding region runs from base 1 to 750 and encodes 249 amino acids. Lineage: Eukaryota; Metazoa; Arthropoda; Insecta; Hymenoptera; Braconidae. The transcript has a single exon.